Salvia hispanica is the source of this 1658-nucleotide messenger RNA. RefSeq lists its product as uncharacterized. The record is from RefSeq and is a predicted model, not a curated record. Gene Ontology annotation, molecular function: nucleic acid binding; RNA-DNA hybrid ribonuclease activity. Lineage: Eukaryota; Viridiplantae; Streptophyta; Magnoliopsida; Lamiales; Lamiaceae.
GGAGGAAGGGAUUUCCAGGUGAUUGGAGGUUUAUGGUUAGUUUAUGGUUUUAAUUUAUCAUCUCUCUCCAUGAAUUGAGUUCUUCUGCUGAUUGCUCUUCCGUUUUCACUAUUAUCCAACUGAGUGACAUUCUCUAUUGCUGAAUGCAUUUGUUCCGUGCAAUUUCACCAUUUCCUCUAGCAUUUUAUUUGUGAUGGAGCUAAUGUUGGUGGAUGUGAUCAUCGAUUAUGUUUGAGGAGAUGUGCAUUUUUUAGGUGCAGUGCGUUUUUUCACGAAUGCCUCAGUUUUAUGCUUUAUUUGCCUGAAAAUAGGGAGGAUAUUUACUCGGUAAUGAUCAGUUUGUUUCAUGCACGUUGCUCAACACUCCUAUCAAGGGCUGGCAAUCUUGUUUCGCAUAGCCAUUCUUGCGGAUAUCUUGAUCCUUCACGGAUAGCAACCUUCCAUUUUUCGGGUGUUAGAACAGUAAACUUCGUAUAUUUGGCGACGGGAAGUCAAGUUCAGUGCUACUCUUCGAAAAAGUCUGGGGGAACUAGCUCUCGUCGAAAAAGUAAUCCUAAACUAGUGAUGGACAAGGAUGAGUUUUUUGUUGUCCGUAAAGGCGACCUUGUUGGUGUUUACAGAAGCUUAAGCGAUUGCCAGGCUCAAGUUGGAACCUCGAUACGUGAUCCUCCAGUCAGUGUGUAUAAAGGCUGCUCCAUGCCUAAGGAUGCAGAGAAUUAUCUCCAAGCACACGGCCUAAAAAAUGCCAUGUACACUAUCAGAGCUUCGGAUCUCACUGAUGAUCUGUUUGGAACUCUUAUGGCAUGGCCUUUUCAGCCUUCUUCUAGAGGAGAUGAUGCACCUUGCCAGCCAGCAAAAACUAAAUUAGACAAAGAUUCACUAAUACCAUCAAAUUAUGGGGAGAAUAUUUCUUCUGGAACUGUUAAUUAUCCAAAAUCUAAGGAGCGGACCUGUACUCUUGAGUUUGAUGGUGCUUCAAAAGGAAAUCCUGGACAAGCUGGUGCUGGAGCUAUACUCCGAUAUGAUGAUGGAAGUGUGAUUUGUAGAUUGUCUGAAGGUAUUGGGAUAGCCACCUGUAACUUUGCCGAAUACCGUGGUGUUAUAUUAGGAUUGAGAUACGCAGCUGAAAAAGGUUUUACAAGUAUUCGAGUUCAAGGUGACUCCAAGCUCGUGUGCAUGCAGGGUCUAUGGAAGGUUAAGAGCGAGAACCUCAUGAAUUUGUACAAGGAGGCAAAGGAAUUGGUGGGAAGAUUUGAUUCAUUCCAAAUUGCGCACGUCCUCAGGCACUUGAAUUCCGAGGCUGAUGCUCAGGCUAACCUAGGCGCCCAACUUGCUGAAGGAGAAGUUCAGGAGGAUUUCGACUCAUAGUUGGACGUGGUAGAUUCUGAGGCUGAUGAAGUUUUUGUUGUGAACCAGUUUGAUUCUGGGAUUCUCUAAGUUAAGUAUAUUACUAUACAUUAAGACGCAUCUGUUAGUUCCAGCACGCGUUAUAUUUUGCGUUACACAAUUCUUUUUAGCUGCGGAAUUGGCAGGUUAUAUUUAUACCUACUGAAAUUAAAACUUGGGGAUUUUUGUUACUGAAUCUGGCUGUAAAUUUGUAAUUUUUUUUUAUUCUCGUGCUGGAAAUAGUGAAUUCGAAUUGAGUUUUGAAUGAUGUA